AUGAUUAUAUUAUUGUCUUUAGUACACUAUUCAAUGUGUGGAGGAGACAUAGGUACAACAGAUGAAUCUUUACAAACUACAAUACAUGAAAUGAAUAUUACAACUGAUAAAAUAGAUCAACAAACAAUACAUCAAGUAAUUGAGACAACAAAUAUGAUUGAUCAAAUAAACGAUGAAUUAAAUCAAACAAUCAAUUAUAUAAAUGAAAUAACAGAAAUGAUACAUAAUGAACAGAAUAUAACAUUGAAUGAAAUAAAUGAAACAAAUACUAUUCAACCUAUUUUAGAGACAACUUUAUCAUCUUUAAACAAUAUAUUAUCAUCUUCAAUAGAAUCUAAUCUAACUACUAUUUCUUCUUAA
Schistosoma curassoni is the source of this 360-nucleotide messenger RNA. The record is from the annotation of a GenBank genome assembly. NCBI's taxonomy places the organism in Eukaryota, Metazoa, Platyhelminthes, Trematoda, Strigeidida, Schistosomatidae.